UCCGAGUAGGCCAGCUGCACAGUGUGUAAAACAUGUGAUUCAACAAAUGUAUAAAAAAGCUUGGAAGUCAUUCAAAGAACUUUCCAAGGAUGAGAAAGAUGAAUGGUUUGAUAAAUUUAAGGAAAAGUGUACGUGGAAUGUAAUGGAUGAAUAUAUGAUUAGAAAAAAUUAUCGGGGAAGAACAUCUGUCCGACUUUCUGACAUGCUUAGGCGUGUCAGACUUGAUUGGGAAGAACGAAAUAUUCGUCCCAACUGGAUAGGCAAGGAAGUAUUUGACGAACUUCUUGCCUAUUGGGCUACCGAUAAUUUUAAAGCUAAAUCUCAAAAAGCAAAAGACAUGAGAGCAUCCGAAAGGGGGGGUUGCCUUAAUGCUACAGGAAGUAUAAGCAUUGGAGAACAUGCAAAACGGAUGGUAAAAAUUAUAACUACGGUUUAAAAUUAUAUUUUGAUUUAUUAUGUGUUUAAUUAAAUUUAUUUAUAUUAAUCAGACUAAGGCACAAGGAAGACCCCCCGACUUAAUGAGUUGUUUGUGAAGACCCGUACAAAAAAAUCGGGGGAUUUGGUUGAUGAUCGGUCGAGAAGAACUAUAGUAAGUUGUUUCUAUUUUAUUUUUUUUUGUUAAAAUUCUAUCAAUUUUGUGGCGUGAAUUUCACGUGGUAAUAAUGUUUGUGGCAUGAAUUUCAUGUGGCAACAAUAUAUGUGGGAUUCUUUUCAUGUCACAACUGUAUCUAAUUAUUUUAUUUGUUGUAUGUGUAGGAGGAGUAUCAAAGAUUGCUCACACAAUUUCUAGUUGAAAAUCCUCAAUAUACACCUGUUGGUUCUAAUCCGCUUGAUCCACGCGUGGAUAUGUAUAUUUGGAGCUUAGUCACUGGAGGGAAGGGACGUAAUGGGUGUUUUUUUGGUGUUGGUCCUUUGGCUGGCAACUACAGAACCGGAGAUAGAACUUUAUUUGAUAGAGUUGCAAGUGGGGAAGGAACGUCCCGUCCAACACAAUUGACACCUGAAAUGAUGGAAACGGUGAGGCAACUGGCUCUAACAGAGGCUAGACGAGAGACGGCGGAGCGUGAGGCGGCGUUAAAGGCCGAAUUAGAGGAAAUGAAAAAAAGACAACACGAUAUGGAGGAGCAAAUGAGACAAUUUAUGCAGUCCAUGAGUAGAAAUCAAAAUCAAAGAACAAGUGAAGACGAUGAAGAU
Molecule: messenger RNA, 1194 nt
Organism: Lathyrus oleraceus (garden pea)
Lineage: Eukaryota; Viridiplantae; Streptophyta; Magnoliopsida; Fabales; Fabaceae
Exons: 2
Coding region: 47-436 (129 amino acids)
Source: RefSeq, a predicted model, not a curated record